GCCAUCGGGCCGGAAGUGGGGCUCGUGACGUCACUCCCACAAUGCCCCGCACAAUGGGGCCGCCGCGGCCUGGGCCGGAGCCGAGCCUGGCGGGACCCGGGGGAACGGGGUAGCUCUGAAACCAGCACAGAUGGCUGAGCUUGUUCAGAGGGAAAGAAGUAAAUACCUGAAGAAAAUGACCGAGGCUCUUGGAAUGUGUGUGCAGCUCUGACACAGGAGGUAGAAAGCAUUUAUCUUUUCCAGCACCCAUCCCAUAAGAGGUGAAAUAUUUGUAGUCUCAGACACCCAUGAAUCAAGACCGCCCUGAAACACAGGAUUUGUGCAGCUUGAAGGAUGAUGACAUUUUGCUGUUAAAGCAGUUUGGUCACUGAGGGUUCCAACGGAAACUGCACCCAGACAACAUCACAGGGAGACAUCUGCAGGCUCAAGUUAUGCUUGACAUGGCCACGUCGUACUAGGCCUGCCAUGACGGCAUUUUUUCCCAGUGUUCCCAACUGGAUUCAAGAUGCAAAGCAGGAGGAGGAUGAGACAGGCUGGAAAUUAGUUCCCAGGCCAAGAGGUGAAGAGACUGAAAGUCAGGGAAAAUGCCAAUGUGAAAUAUCAGAGACCUCCUUCACUAAUGUGGACAAGCUGAGAACUCACACACUUUCUCAUACUGAGCAGAAACCGUACAACUGCCCCCAGCUGCACUGUGGCAAAGCCUUUGCUUCUAAGUACAAGUUGUAUAGGCAUAUGGCCACUCACUCUGCUCAGAAGCCUCAUCAGUGUAUGUACUGUGAGAAGAUGUUCCACCGGAAAGAUCACCUUCGCAACCACCUGCAGACCCACGAUCCCAACAAGGAGGCCCUCCACUGUCCUGAGUGUGGCAAGAACUACAACACAAAGCUCGGCUUCAGGCGACAUCUGGCCAUGCACGCUGCCGCCAGCGGCGAUCUCAGCUGCAAGGUGUGCCUCCAGACGUUUGAAAGUACCCAAGUCCUGCUGGAGCACCUCAAAGCUCAUUCUAGACGAGCUUCUGGUGGAGCAAAGGAAAAGAAGCAUCCGUGUGACCACUGCGACAGACGCUUCUACACCCGGAAGGAUGUACGGAGACACUUGGUAGUGCACACAGGGCGGAAGGACUUCCUGUGCCAGUACUGUGCACAGAGAUUUGGGCGGAAGGAUCAUCUGACCAGGCACAUGAAGAAAAGCCACUCCCAGGAACUGCUGAAGAUUAAGACAGAACCAGUUGACAUGCUGGGUCUUCUAAGCUGCAGCUCAUCUGUAGCGGUAAAAGAAGAGCUGAGUCCCGUCCUGUGUAUGGCAUCCAGAGACAUGAUAGGUGGUAAAAGCUUCCCUGGCAUGUUGCCUGUGGGCAUGUACAGUACGCAUCUCCAAACCAUGCCAAGCUCAGGGAUGCCCCAUUCUUUGGUUCCCAAUUCUCUUCCAAUGGGAAUGAGUUAUCCUCUGGAAUCGUCUUCUCCUAUCUCUUCCCCACCACAACCUCCUCCAAAGUAUCAGCUUGGAUCUACCUCAUAUUUGCCUGAGAAACUACCCAAAGUAGAGGUGGACAGCUUUUUGUCAGACUUCCCUGGCAGCCUGUCUCUCUCGUCUGGUGAGCCUCAGUCCUCUUCGCCUCAGCCACCUCCUCUGGAUGAGGCUUUGCUUUCCAAGAGCCCUGCUAACCUUUCAGAGGCUCUCUGUGCUGCUAACAUGGACUUUUCUCAUCUUCUUGGCUUCCUCCCCCUAAAUCUUCCUCCUUGCAAUCCACCUGUAUCUUCAGGGGGAUUGGUCAUGGGCUACUCACAGGGGGAGACACAGCCACUGCUUUCCACUUUGCAACAUCAACCUCAAGAAUCUCCUGGAACCGGGGCCUCACUGAACUUUGGGCCCCUUCACUCGCUGCCCCCCGUCUUCACCUCAAGCUUGAGCACAACCACGCUGCCACGUUUCCACCAGGCAUUCCAAUAAGCUGAACAUAGCACUGGAGAACAGCUCUUUCAGUCACCCUUCUGUGGAGAGCCUUAAAAACGCACAACUCUUACUUCCCUUUGGGGUCUGAAAGCUUUGCAAAGCUGAUUCAGACAGGAGGUUUCUGAUCUCUGGCAGGAGCACUUGUAAGACUUAAACAGCAGAAAUUUCCAUGCCAGUCUCAGUCCUGUACAGAGAAAAGUUUUCAUCAAAUAGACUGGAUAUAUUUUAUCUAAUUUUUAAAUCUGUGAAUCAGGAGCCACACUUAGCACUGACCUUCCCUGAGAUCCUGGAUCUAUGUUCCUCUUUGGGAAGGGACUGUCCCUGAGAAGGAGUGGAGACUCUUUCAUCUCGGGCGAAACGUUUGAAGAGUCCAGCUUCCAUUUCAUGUUAUCACACUGCUCUUCUGGCAAAGCAGCUAAUACCUUCACAUGGAGAAGGAGAAGUCAGGAUACCCACUCUGUAUGAAGCCAGCGGGGAAGAAGCUGUCCUUCCCCACUACCUCUCAUCCUCUCACCCAAUGCAGCUUACUCCACCGAAUGCAGAUGACUCCACAUCAGUGUUAAACAAAAGACCGUUUACAUACAGAGUUCAGACAGGUCACCUCAUUCUUCUUGGCGGAGCCUUUAGGUUAAACUCAAUACAGUGAACAUUGUUUACACAACACAGUUCUGUUUCCACCGUUACAAAAAUAGGAGACACCAGAAUACACUGGCCUUAUAUCUGGUGUAGCUAGAACACUGUUUACAUGACGAAGUCAGGUUGCACUGAUUUCUCUUCACUUAUCACAUUUUUCCCCCAUGGGGAAAUGCAUUGCUUUUUGGACCACUUCAGCCUCUGCCACUGUAGGCAGCAGCUUCCUGCAUAUUUUCUCUGACUAUCCACGUGUCAAGGGGAUGGAGCAGCUUGCAGAACUUAGCUUAUGUUUGUGGUGUACGUAUAGAGCCCUUUUAAAUAUCUCCUACAGGCAAACAGAUUGUACAUCUAUUUUGGAAACCAAAGCAUGAGAAAAGGCUGGGCUACGAGGUAGGGGCCAGCAGCUCCAAGUCUUGUCCUACCGGGCAGGGAAGAGAACAAGCUUCAAGCCCCUAGGUUUGCUUUGUUUUUAUGAACCACAACCAUUCAGCGAGGUCAGUACCUUUUGGCUUACUCAUGAAGCAGUCUCAAGAGAUGCAUGUUCGUUAUUUUUUCAACCUGUCCUAGCGUGAAGACAUCUAGGAAUUGGGAGGAAAAUUUGGUCCCAGCUUCAUUUACACCCGUCACUGUAUUUGAAGCACUUUUCCCAACACUAAGUUCUAACAAAUGCUGAAGGCUUAGGCCUGCGGUCACUGUUUCACUUAGAAUUUGGUCCCGCUGGCCUUUAUGUUCUCUGCUUAAGCCUUGCCUCUAGAAAUCUAGUCCUGUUUCCUCCGCUCCCAGUCCUACCUCCCAAAUCCUUCGCUACCUAAUGAGCUGGAGGGCUGUGCAGCCAAGCAUCAGCAAGCUGCUGGGUGUCAUUAGCAUCUGUAUAGUCCCCUGCUCUCACUUUCAUGGGCACCGGCAUUGAAGGAUGUAACACAUGGAUGUCAUUGUCGCUGGAUGUUAGUACCUGUUUCUGGUUACAGACACAUGGAUCUUCAUACCUCAGUAUGCAGGAACCACUGUAGGCCAAUAUCAGCCAGGAAAUCUGUCAGUAUGGUUCUCUAUAAAUCUAGGAAAUGCAAAAUCUACCUCUACUCUGUUAGCUCUUUCAGUAAAGCCACAUACCGUCCUUGCUCACCUCCCCAGAGCAUCCAUUUCAGUCAGCGCACAUUACCUUUUGCUGAGCCACCGAUCCCACAGCCUGCCUGUGCUUAUGGGCUUGUCCCCUUCCAUUUUACUGAAGAAUUUUAUUUUUAUUUUUAAAUUUUAGUUUAGUAAUUCUUCCCAGAAUGACUUUGUAGUGAUCCAUUGAUUCUCCAAAACAUAGAUCAGUUGUUUUAGGUUAGCCAGCAGUGCUGCAAAUAAUACUUCUGUAUCAAAAUGUAAUAUAAGAUUUAUUUACCUCGGCAAUAUCCUGUGGCAAUGAUCCCCCUGGGUUUAAUGCAGUCCUUCCCUUUCUCCUCUGUAAAAUGUUGCCUUUCCAAGUUCAAUGAGUGCCUUCUUGUUCUCUAUCACAGAAAAGGUAAAUAGGGCAUCGCAGCAGUCUUCUGUUUACCAUCACUGAAUACCUCAGCCCCAUCUUCUAUUGCUUUUCUCCUUGCAAAUUAAAGAGUUUCACAGUGUUCCCAACGAUAUACAAGCCUUAACCCCGUCUUCAGUUUUAAGAGAAAUAAAUGGUCAGAACGCAUCACUUACAGCAAGGGCUGUCAGAUUUAUGCAAUGCCAUUGCACACCUUCUUUCCUUUCUGGCCUUCUUGCUUUCUGCCUGCAUUGUACUCCGAACAGAUGUCAUCACUGGAAUUCCUUUAGCAGCUGUAGUGGAGCUCAGAGCCAGGCAUCUUCCUCCUACCAGUAGUCUGUCAAAGAAUAAAUGGAACUCGUUUCACUAUUAGUUGCACGUGUGGUUUGCUUUGCACAGCUCCUCCAGCAAGUGGACUUGCAAUAACGUGAGUUAAAUCAAACCUGACAGCAGCAAAGGGAGCACUUUUGCAGACAGCAUGCUCAAGGCGAUAGCAAGUGUUUGCACUGGAAGCUGGAUUCAGUUUCUGUUCCACAACAGAGACUAGCACUUGUAAGGAGUUUGUCAGCCGUUCUGAAAUAACAGGCUGCUUCCAUUUGGAAUGCUAAGCACACAAACAUGAUUUCCUGAAGCAAAUCAGUGGGCAACUUAUAACUGAUCUGUAAGAAAACAACUUCAGGCUUCUAAGAUACACCACUUUGGAAUCUAAACUCACUUGGAAGUGUCCACUGAACUACCAGAAAAGUCAGCAAACAUCAGCUCAGACAAACCGGUGCUGUUUGUAGAUAGGAUGCAAUGUUGAGUGCUGCAGCACAACCUGCAAAAUCGUUCUGUGUAUGCACAGAGAUCUGUGUGUGAGGGUACAGCAUUCAUUAUGCUACUGGGGCUGGAUAUCACUGCAAGUCAGCCAGGACAGACAGAUGGAGCCAUCCUGGGAGGGACAAAAUACUUUGAUGGAAGAGUUUUUGAAGCUAAUUUCAAAGAGGCUAAAUGAAUACAGGAGACAGCAAGCUCAGCUGAGUUUUUACACUGAGGUGUGACAGCAAAGCUCUUUAUUGUAGGCACAUUUGUAUUAGAAAGGUGUCAUCAGACUGAGCCCAAGGGAAGCAACUACAGUGAAUAAUUGGGCAGAAAGGCUUAGAAACGCUUGGAAGUGUGGCUAACUUGAAGGUUCAAGACUGUGCGGAUAGCCAGUAUAUAGAGCACAAGUCCAGGAAAUGACAGGACACAACCUAAGCAACAAUUGUUGAUCAGAAUCUCCCUAAAUUAUCAAAAAGAUGAGGAUGUAACAUCCCACUAAAACAAGGAUUCCUUUUGCUCAUGCCAGGUGAGCCCCAUCCACAGCAACACUGGCACUCACCUUGCCAGUCCUUCCCAGGCUUACAUUUCUGGAGCUGUGUGAGAGUCCAAAGAGCUUUUCCCUAUGGAAUUAAAGCUUGCUCAAAACCCAUUUGUAUGAAGGAACAAACACAUUAACUUGCAGUUAUUUCCAGUGAGUUUCACUUGACAGAAUACCUACAUUUGUUGUUCUGACAGAUCCCGCUCAGCUGGCUCACAUCAGUGCCUGCUUUUGAGCCCUGCUGUUGAAAACGUCACUUGGAUGGGAAUCCCUCCUUCCCUUCUGGCAGAUGGAUGAUCUCAGCUCUUUGUUCCUUAAUUCCUUCCUUGCUGACAGGUGAACAGCAGCUGCUUGGGAGAUUUCUUGCAGUUCACUGAAAAUAAAUACAAAAAUCCCCAUUCCCUUUCUGUGACAUUGCUUCGCCUUUGCUGUCUGCAAAGAAUCAUCCCACAGAGGCAGUUUCUGCUUCUUACAGUUCAGAUUUUUAAGAAGAAAUCUUCAAAGACUCCCUCCCCAUCACCGCUACCUUCUGGCUUCUCUCUAAUCAGCUACUCAGGCUCACUCGAUUCUCCCUUGGGUGCCUAUUUCUCAGUUAAUUACUUGAGCCCAUUAAGAUGCUCUGCCACUACAAAAGGCAAAGUGCACAAACCCAGGCAGAACAGCUCAAACAGAACCACUCCAUUAAGACUUUCCAGGCUUCCAUCUUUACCCAGAAGGUGCUGCUUUCUGUCACACUCAGCUCAUCUGUACUGCUCCCUCAGCUGCCACAUGCUUGCCUCACAGAUAAGCAGGCUGCUUAGGAGCCCUUCCACGUACCUCAAGCGUUCUAGACCUGCAUGUAGGAAGUCUUCUCCCAGGGCAUUGCCCAGCAGACUGCCAUUCCCACACCGAGCGCUCACCAGAUGCUUCAGAAGCAGCUCAAACAGAAUUCUUCUUGAAUCUGGUUUUUCUCAUGUCCAUAACAGAUCAUGUUCUGCACAUCUGCACCUGAGGUUUAGCUUUGAUUUCCUAUUGGAAGCAUGAUUUGCUUCUUACGUGCACAGGUAGUUUGCAUGCUCUGCACUGUGUGCUCGUGGCUGAAGCCAGGUCUUCCCCAGUCCUUCCCACUAGUGCUCAGAGCCAGCAUUGACACUGGGGUACCUUCUGUGUACUGGGGGGUCACUGUGACAAGGCACUGCAAAAGAAAGUAAUGUGGAAUUUGGACUAUUAGAUACAUCAGUUCUUCAUUUUUAGUUAGGGAAACGAUCCUCAGUAAGAAAACAUCUUGUUAACACGCACCCCGCUUUAACUGUUACCUUCCCCUUCAUUCUCACCAUCUGCUUCACAUAUUCUGUCAUUCUUUGGAACUACUAUGCAAGUAGACAACCAGGUCUGAUGGUGAAUGUACCAAGACAACAAAGAGAAAGCUGUGCAAAAACCUAAUGGACAGGGAGAGCUCAGCACAAGCCCAGGUCAACAGGCCCACAGCCCAUCCCUGUGUGACCAGAGCUGCUGCUCCCCAGCACCCCCUGCUCCGGGCUGCUGCACAAUGCAGUACUGGUGGAAGCCAGUCCUGAGCUCACACCUCCUCCUCGCCCUACUGAGUGCCUGAGCCUUGGCUUUUUUUCGUGCUAGGGGUCCCUAAUAUCUAGCAACUAUUUUUAGAAAGUUUGUUUUGUAAUAUUUGUACUGGUGUUUUACUUGAACGAGGAUAUUCAACAACAGUGACAAGAAAAAGUAGAGAUCUCUGCCCUCAAGGUGGGCGCAGAGGAAACCUGUGGAAGCUGUGAAGAUGCCCAUUGGGAAGCAGUUGUGCUUCAAUAGUGCUGCAAAACCACAAGGAGAAUCCCAGCACCAGGGAAUAUCACCACAACUGGGAUUACCUGCAGCCCAAGUUCUGCUCAUCGGAGGCUCAGCAGAUGGAGGGCAGAGCACGAUCUGGAGCUCACCAACAUCCCACUCUGAUUGGGAUUCCCUUGGAUUCCAGCUAACGGCAGCUAAAGGCAGGGAUGCCCCAUCACUGUGCUGCAGUUCCUCUUCUCUGGUGCUGCAUCUCCCCACUGCUGCCCAAGCCAGAAGCUUCCCAUGGGUACAGCCUGAUGUUUUUCUAUAAAGAAACUUACUAGCACUUUUAUACACAGCAAAUAACCUCUUUUAAUGGAGUAUUUUGAGGGGCUAUAAACAAGGUUUUUUUAAUUGUAAAGAACUAAAUCAAAAUGAAGUGCCAUUAGGAAACGUACAGGUCAGAAUUAAAAUCAGCGCUUUCAUCGUGUUGCAAAAUGAAGUUCAAAUUGAGAGCUUUGGUUUUUUUUCUUUCAAUAAGGAAGUUGUUUAUUAAAAGCAUUUGGAUCAUGCAGCUCGGGUACUGUCAUGGAGGGGGAUGGGGAUUGGGUUGGUCUGGUGCAUUAAGGCAAGGCAGAGAUCCAGUUUCCUACACAAACACACAGGCUUUGACAUUUCUUUCAGUCACAGAAUGAGACCCAAUGAAGGACGCAGUGCUCUGCCUGGACAGCCAGUAUCAUCCUCCUGCACUAAGGACAAAGCCAUUUGUUACACAGUGCUGGUCCCUUGGCUCCACAACUACCAGCCCACACAAAAGCAUCACAAAGCACCCAGACAUGCUCAGCUCCUCGGGAUGGUGCUGAACCAGAACCAAACUUACAGCUCAAAUCAGGAGCAGCUGUUAGCAGGAGCUGGGGUGGGACUUUGCCAGUGGGGGGCAGGAUGCUGCCCUCCGGAAUUGCUUCUCGGGAUAAGGUGUAAAAGCCAACAGCUGUUUUCAAUGCCCAGACACUUUUCUGGGUCUGAUCUCGUUCUCAUCCCUAUCACAGAAGGGUGAGAUGUGCCCAUUGCCCCCCUCAGCACUCACCUCCCCUCUAACACUGAACACAAUGGAGAUAGCUAGCACCACUUCUGCAUCCUGCUCAGCAGCACAAGCAUCAGGCUCAGCACAGAUUGUCCUGGUGGUGGAGCUGCAGCCUCCCUUCACCCUUUGAGAACUGACUAUGCCAAUGACUUUUUGGGUUUUGAUUUUAUAAAUUCAAGUAUUUCCCACACUGAUCUUAGCAGCUGAUCAGCAUCAGACAUUCAGCAGCCACUGAUGCCAACAACCCCAUAACCUGCUGCUCACAUGCAUCGCUGUUGGGCAGAACAACCUACAGCGAUCUCACUACCCCCUCCUUCACUGCCACCUUUGGAGGAACCUUGCUGCUCUUUUCCCCACAGCAAAAACAGACAAGAAAAGGUAAAGACAUCGAGCUGAAAACUAACAGCAAAGCCCACCUUCCACCAGCACCCACACACCACAGCACGAGCAGAGGCGGUGGCAGCUCCCUGCCUGCUGCCAUGCAGCCCCUUUGCAGGCACAGCGCUCUCACCAUCAGCUGCACAAAUCGCACCGACACAAGCAAAUGGAGCUGCAAACCAUCUGACAACGCAGCACAUGACAGCUGUACCACAAAGAACAAGUCAGAACACCUUGGCCAGUGGCAGCUUCAGGGCAACAUGCAGGAUUUGCAGUGCUGGGAGGAAUCUCGCUGCUCCAUUAGGUUCUGGAGGAAAGAUAGGAUGGAAGAAACCAGAACCCCAAGGUCUGCUAAUGAGAAAGGCAUUCAAAGAGCACAGGGGUGUCUGGACAGGCAGAGUGCAAUGGAAAAAAAAUCAAAGAGGUGACUUAGGAGAACCCAGAACAGGACAACGGCAGAUUUAUUUACAGUAGGACACAAAGAAUACAUACAUUAAUUAAAAAUUACAAAUACAGAGAAAACGCUUUUAGGGGAAAGGACAGAAAUCAAUGCUGGCUGAGCAUCCCCACCGGAGCGGGGAUAGCAAAAUAAACCCAAAAUCUCAGAGAAAGAUCUUGAAUCAGAAGUGCUGCAGGGCUCACAGGACAGCUGGCUUGUGUCCCCUGCUCUCUUUUCCCAUCCUUGAUCCCUGGCUGGGCAGACUUUGGUGUGGUGGGGGGCUGAGGAGGAGUCAGAGAGGCUGGAAGCUCCCUGUGGGGAGCAAGGCCAUUGCUAAGAGCCACGGGUCCUUGUGUGGACCUGAUGGAAACCCUUAGGGCAGUCUAAGUUAAGGAAAGGAAACCCAAAGCCCUCAAGUGUCUGCAGUGGUGCUGGUUAACAAGGAGGGCUUGGGACAGCUCUGGAUUGGCAUAGCAUCACCUGGGGCAACUGGUCAGUUGGAGAUGUCACUUCUUGCUACACGAAGAAGCAAAAGGGAAAUUUCCAUAGCUCUCAUGGGAAAAUAAAAAAUCAAACCGAAACAAUACCA
This is a messenger RNA of Coturnix japonica (Japanese quail), 9680 nucleotides long. RefSeq names its product PLAG1 like zinc finger 2 (gene PLAGL2). Gene Ontology annotation, cellular component: nucleoplasm; nucleus. The record is from RefSeq and is a predicted model, not a curated record. NCBI's taxonomy places the organism in Eukaryota, Metazoa, Chordata, Aves, Galliformes, Phasianidae. Gene Ontology annotation, molecular function: DNA-binding transcription repressor activity, RNA polymerase II-specific; DNA-binding transcription activator activity, RNA polymerase II-specific; RNA polymerase II cis-regulatory region sequence-specific DNA binding. Gene Ontology annotation, biological process: negative regulation of transcription by RNA polymerase II; regulation of immune system process; regulation of cytokine production.